Drosophila bipectinata is the source of this 858-nucleotide messenger RNA. NCBI's taxonomy places the organism in Eukaryota, Metazoa, Arthropoda, Insecta, Diptera, Drosophilidae. The record is from RefSeq and is a predicted model, not a curated record.
CUCCUCCCAGUUUCCCAUACAAGAUUUCCAGCUUGGCUGUCAAGUGGCGGCGAAGUAAUCAUUUGAUUUGGAUACGGCUCCGCAAAUCCCAGAGAGUGUGUUAUUCCGCCGUAAGGCAGGGUCUCCCCAAGUCCAGGUUUAUGGUUCUGGUGUACUGCCUGGUGUCUAUCCUGCUGAUAGUGGCUCUGCUCCAGUGGGAGUUUGUUUCUCAUUCCAAGGACCUGUCUGUGUUCUUCCUGGACAACUCUCUGGUGUGUAUCGUUUGCAUGUUGGUCUCGAUUCCCCUCCUGGCUAUUUUCCUGUUGGUGCGUAGGGUGCGGUACCUGCCGAUCCUGGGGUGGCUCCUUGUGCUCGUCAUUGUAGAACUUCUGGUGGUUGGUAUCUGUACCCUGGCAGCCAACUGCAACGGCUUUGAGUUCCUGGCCCUGUUCGGGCUAACUGCCGUCCUGAUGGUUGUCAGUCUACUGAUAGGCAGCUGCAUACCCUGUGACCUAACCAAGCACGUGGCGGAGCUCUUCAUCGUCUGUCUCCUGCUGUUCCACCUGGCGCUGUACUUUCUCAUGGUUCACCUGCUGAUAAUCCCUGACAUUCUGGUGUUCCUGGCCUUCUGUUUCCUGGUGGUCUUGAUUGUUUGUCUGGUGAGUUGUAUUCCUCCAGAUAGUUCAUAAACGGAUUCUACUUCCAAGUCCUCUAUAGUUCAUCUGUUACCAUGCCCAGUUGAUCCGGGGCUGGGGGUACGCAAACUUUCCCACCACCGAGGGCCUCUUCGCGGUCAUCGUACUCUUUUGUUACUUCUGCAAGAUUCUCAUGAUUUUCUGCUUCUGGGACAGGAAUAGGAGAGUAAAGGACCUUAUGGAA